UUUAAAAUAAUUAAAUUAAAUUAUUAAAUAUAAAUUAAAUUUUCGAAUUAGGCUUUUUUUUUUAAAUAGCAUGCCAAAUCUUUUUUUUUUCUUUUACCUUAGACAAACACGCCUUUACCAAAGAAAGACCAACAACCUCACCAUCAUCCGCCAUUGCCAAAGCCGACCAGUCACCAUCUUAUCUCAGAAAAAUAUUACAUUGACUAUCCUUUUAUGAGCAUAUGUUCCACAUGUAUAAUAUCUAAAUUAAAAUUUGGAUCUAUUUUUAGCUCUAAAAUACAAGUAAUGGAUCUAUUUAGUGAAAUUUUAACUUCUGAAAAGUCUGACCUUAGGUUAAAAGUUUCAGAAGCAAAUUGACCCUUUUUGUCUAAUUUAUUUGGUAAUGAUGAACAUGGGGGCUGCAUGGUUCUGUGCAAUCAUGGCUUUGGUUGUUAUAGUGUGAAAAGAAUAAAGAAAGUAAGAAGAAACAGUCUGAAGCUAUUACAAACAAAAAAACCAUAUUGUCCAAUGCAGUGGCAGUUGAGCUAUGACUGACCAUGGUUGGCAAUGUUGACUUUUGAUACGACAUAUCCAAUGAUCAAUUUUAACUAGAAUCUCCUGCCAAUAAUUACAUCUCCCCUGAAACAUGAAACUGUGAAAAGACAGCAUAAUACAAACUAUCUCUCUCCCUGUGUACGUACUUCAUCGAAAGAAAAAGUAGCUUACUAUCGUCAUUUUCUUUUCUCAUUUUGUACAUGAAACUGGUGCCAUGGAGAAGAAGAAGAAGCCUCUGUUAGGAGAAACAAGCAGUGGCGCUCGCAGUUCUAACGAAACAGGUCGAACGGCGGCGUAUAAUCGCCGUUCUGACGCAAUCACUCGCGGUUCUCGUUACCAGAAAGCAGCUGCGCUUGUCGAUCUGGCUGAGGAUGGAGUUGGUUUACCUGAGCAAAUUCUAGAGCGGUCAAGUUUUGAAAGUGCUGCAAAGUUUUAUUUUAUUUACAUUCAGUUUGAUUUUCUUUGGACGAUCAAUUAUUUUGCAAUUAUAGUCCUGAAUUUCUUGGAGAAACCUUUAUGGUGUUCAAAUAAUCAUUCUGGACAUUCUUGCACAGAUAGGGAAUACUUCUAUCUUGGACAGUUGCCUUACUUGACAUCCGCAGAGUCUCUUAUUUUUGAGGGAAUAACUCUUUUUAUACUCGUAGCUCAUGUUUUCUUUCCAAUUUCAUACGAAGGAUCUCUUAUUUUUUGGAAAAAUCCUCGGACUCGGUUCAAGGUCAUUUGCCUGUCAAUUUUGGUAGCCGAUUUCCUGGUUUAUACUCUUUAUCUGUCUCAUGUGGCGAUCGAUUACCUUCCUGUUAGAAUUGCUCCGUAUAUCAGAGUUAUUCUUUUCAUCUUAUACAUAAGGGGAUUGCAGAAGGUGAUGGUCAUUCUGGCUGGAAUGCUUGGAACAUACUUAAAUAUCUUGGCUGUAUGUCUAUUAUUCCUUGUGUUUUCAAGUUGGGUAGCCUAUAUAAUGUUUGAAGAUACUCAGCAGGGAGAAUUAGUUUUUACUUCAUAUGGUAAAACAUUGUACGAGAUGUUUAUUUUAUUUACCACAUCCAACAAUCCAGAUGUAUGGAUACCAGCCUACAAGGCUUCACGUUGGUAUUGCCUGUUUUUUGUUCUCUACGUGCUACUGGCGGUGUACUUUAUCACCAGCUUGAUCCUUGCGGCUGUAUAUGACAGUUUCAAAGGCCAGCUUGCGAAACAAGUUUCUCAGGCAGACAGAAUAAAGAAAAGCAUGUUAGUCAAAGCCUUCAACCUCAUCGAUGAGUAUAACGUCGGAUAUGUAAAUAAGGACCAAUGUUUUCGUUUGUUGGGAGAAUUAAACAGAUUCAGGACUCUGCCAAAAAUAUUAAAAGAAGAAUUUGAGUAUAUAUUUGAAGAGCUGGAUGAUACCCGUGAUUUCAAGAUCGAUUUGAAUGAAUUUGGUGACCUAUGCGAUGUAAUUGCAGUAAGAUUCCAAAAGGAUGAUAUUCCAUCUUGCUUCGAGUAUUUUCCAUCAAUCUAUCAUUCUCCCUUCUCUGAAAAUCUGAAAGCCUUCGCCAGAAGCCGCAAGUUUCGCUACAUAAUUUUCUUCACUCUUGUCGUCAAUCUGAUUGCUGUUAUCAUUGAAACAACGCUUAGUAGAAAAAAUGAUUCUGGUCAAAAACUGUGGCAAAGGAUAGAAUUUGUCUUUGGGUGGAUCUAUUUUCUGGAAAUGGCACUCAAGAUAUAUGCUUUCGGAUUUGUAAACUAUUGGAGGCAUGGCCGAAACCGCUUUGAUUUUCUGAUCACUUGGGUAAUAGUUACUGGAGAAACUAUAACUUUUGCAUCCCCUGAUGGACUGAUUUUCCUUUCAAAUGGAGAAUGGAUUCGUUACCUCCUCUUGGCAAGAGUGCUGAGAUUGAUAAGGUUGUUUAUGUAUUCCACGAAUUAUCGAGCUUUUGUUACCACAUUCUUAAACCUCAUGCAAAGUUUGAUGCCAUAUCUGGGCUCAGUAUUUUGUGUCCUAUGUAUAUAUUGCUCUCUUGGUGAACAGAUCUUUGGUGGAAUAGUUAAUGCUGGGAACCCCAACCUGCAGGACACAGAUCUUGCUGAGGCAGAGUAUUUACUUUUCAAUUUUAAUGACUAUCCAAAUGGAAUGGUGACACUUUUUAAUUUGCUUGGGAAUUGGCUACCCUGGAUGCAGAGCUACAGGGUUUUGACUGGAAAUUCUUGGACCCUUGCAUACUUCAUCAGCUUCUACCUUAUAACUGUUCUAUUGCUUUUGAAUUUGGUUGUUGCAUUUGUCUUGGAAGCAUUCUUUGCUGAAAUGGAACUUGAGAAAUCAGGGCAAUGGGAAGAUAGGGCUGCAAAAGGAGCAAAGCCCCGGCGCUUCGGCACAAAAACUUUUAGUCAAAGAGUGGAUAUUCUUCUCCAUCAUAUUUUGAGCUCAGAGUUGGAUCAAAAUCGCUCCUAACCAACUUUUUGAUCUAUAGGGGAACUAUAUAAUAUUGCUAGCUGUUGGCUUAAUCAAAAUAAAGCUUAAGAUCAACUGAAUCAAUCAUAUAAAUAUGAGGGAAGGAAAUGGCUGUCUGGCUAACUAAGCCUCCAGUGAAAGGAAGAAAAGGGGAUGCAAAGAAAACCGAGUUUACACUCGUUAAUGCAAAUGCAAGCUUUCCACAUCAAUCAGGACCUGAAGAAACACUCAUCUUCAAGAUAUUAGUGUUACCACUUGAGCCAAGUUAUUGUUCAAGUUAAAAUCAUUCCACAUGAAUAUGAAUAUCAAGUGAUCUCCAUCAAAGAUCAUCACUCCCAACUCCCAAUUGUAAGAAUUUGGCAACCUCCUGUCUUUUUCUUUUUUUUCCUAAACCACACUCGUAUACCGACAGCAGUUUAUACAAUUCAGUGUUGGAGUGAUCCUCAGGAAGGAGGAGAAGAUGGUUGGUGUAGAUUAAGUGUACUACUCUUAUUACAGGGUUUCUUAUGGAAUCUUGGUUUGCCACUGCUGUCACUUUCUCUCUAUCAAUAACGCAUAACCCUCGAAUGCUUAUUCUUAGGUUUUCUAAACAGGGAUGCAGGAGGAGAAUCUGGGUUUCUCAUGGCAAUUGUGAUUUUUGUUGUUGUCACUGGAACAAGGCAUAACAUUGCUUGCAUCUCAUAUUUGUAUCUUACAACAUAUUUAACAGGCAACAAACUCAAUACGUACGUCACUAAUGAUUUCUAUGGGAAGGAACGGUAGUAUUAUACUGUUUCUUGAUUCAUUUCUCUAUGUAAUGUGAAACUCCUGUUGAUGAUCUUUGGUAAGGUAGACUUUUAGAGGAAGAAAAGGAGAGAGAGAGAGAAAUGGAGAACAAUCUCACUUUUACAAAUUGACUACUGCAAUUGGAAAAAGAAAAAAAAAAAAAAAAAAAACAAAGAACUCCAAUUGCUAUCUUUUAACAGGCCCAGCAAGUUCCUCUUUAUAGAGGGAAAUU
Molecule: messenger RNA, 3953 nt
Organism: Ricinus communis (castor bean)
Lineage: Eukaryota; Viridiplantae; Streptophyta; Magnoliopsida; Malpighiales; Euphorbiaceae
Product: two pore calcium channel protein 1A
Exons: 24
Coding region: 749-2956 (735 amino acids)
Biological process (GO): transmembrane transport; calcium ion transport
Cellular component (GO): plant-type vacuole; vacuolar membrane
Molecular function (GO): calcium ion binding; voltage-gated calcium channel activity
Source: RefSeq, a predicted model, not a curated record